Setaria italica (foxtail millet) is the source of this 2194-nucleotide messenger RNA. RefSeq lists its product as uncharacterized. Lineage: Eukaryota; Viridiplantae; Streptophyta; Magnoliopsida; Poales; Poaceae. The coding region runs from base 101 to 1999 and encodes 632 amino acids. The transcript is spliced from 2 exons. The record is from RefSeq and is a predicted model, not a curated record.
GUCACAGUCCAACGCAUUCUUUUGCUUGCUUCACUCCCUCAGCUCCAGCUGACCAAGCUCGAUCGAAGGUCGCAGCUCGUUGCUGUCACCACCACCCGCCAUGGGCCUCUGCUUCAGCAAGAAGAAGCCACCGGCCACGCCGGCCGGUGGCGCCAAGAAGCCCGGCAAGGUCGCCGUGGUGGCCGCCAACGACAAGGCCAAGAAGACGGCGCAGCAGCCCAAGAAGGCGGCCAAGGCGGCGGUGGAGCCUGCCGUGGCCGGCAAAGGUGCUGCGGUGGUCGUGAGGGCCAAGGAUGCCGCGGCGGGAGGAGAGGAGAAGAAGAAGCGGCCGGGCUCGCAGGAGCCGGCGGCGACCGAGAAGCCGCUGCCUGUGGUGGUGGUGCCAUCGGCGCCGGUGCGCACGUCGAGCUGCACCAAGGAGGAGGUGGACGCGAUCCUGAUCCAGUGCGGGCGGCUCAGCAGGAGCUCGUCGGGGACCGGGAGGGCGGCGUCGAGCGAGGCCGGCGGCCACCGCAGGAGACGCUCGGGGUCCAAGCGCAGCUACGACUUCGAUCAGGACGCGAGGUCUGGGGGCGGCCCUGGCGCGGACGAGGAUUGGGAGAGGCAGGUGGCGGCGGCGGUGGUGUCAAGGCCGUCGCCGCACCGGGGCUCGCCGCAGCGGAAGCGGUCGGGGAGCCGGGAGCGGAGCAGCAGCGGAGGCGGGAGCCGGAGGGCCAGCCGGUCGCCGGGGCGGCGCACGGAUGGCGCUGCGGCAUCUGUGGCGACGGCGGGCUCUGGCGGUGGAGAGCGCGCGAGGCAGCAGCCGGGGAAGAUGGUGUCCGUGCCCGCGAGGGAGAAGGGGCGCGCGCCGUCGCCCGCGGCGGCGUCGGGGAAGAGGUGCGCGUCUCCGAGAUCGAGCUCUCCCGCGAGGAUGGCGGCGGGGAAUGAGAACGCGGGCGGCGGACCGGCGACCGGGCCGACGCCAGCGCUGAGCCGGAGCUCGUCCAGGAAGGCCGAGCAGUCACCGUACAGGCGCAACCCCAUGGCCGAGCUCGACGAGAACUCGCUCCGUAACAACAGCAACCACAUUGCCAGGCGGCAGAAGAAAUCCAUUGAGAAUGCCGUCGCCGCCACACCCAAGAAGAAGGCCACUGAGCGCUGCAAGGAGGCGACGGUUGCACCAAGCUGCCGUUCCGGGAUGGAGAAGCCGGAGAUCGCAGAGGACGCCACCGUUGCCGUGUCAGAGACGAGAGCGCCCUCGUCGAAGACGACCGCGACGCGCACGGCGAGCAUCGUGGCCGAUAGCCUGAGCCAGAGGCCCGUGGGGCAUCCCGGCAGCAGGUCGCGGCGGUCGUCGCGCGACUUCGACCAGAACCCCGGCUCGUACACCACCCAGCUCCUCGAGGACAUCCAGAACUACCACCAGCAAUCCACCUCCGUAACCGUCCCCGCCACGCCCGCGACGCCGUCCAUCUCGCUCCCGGCGUGCGUCGCCAAGGCGUGCUCCAUCGUCGAGGCCGUUGCCGACCUCAACUCCUGCUCGUCGGAGAACCACACCUACGAAUACGAGCCCGGCCUGUCCGCCGACGACAAGGGCUCCGUCAACGCGCCGCUCGGCAGCGACGGCGGCGUCGAGCCGAGCGCCGUGCGCAAGCACGCGCAGCCGGCGCGGGACUUCCGCGCGGAGGCCGAGCCUCAGGAGUCGGCCGGGAGCAACAGCGUCUCCGGUCACCCGUGGACGCUGUCAAGGGAGCCAACCUCGGUGGAGUCCACGGACCGGACAUGGAGCACCGGCGACGAGGUUGUCGAGCAGUCCGGCAGCCACGGAGCCCGCUGCAGCCCGAUGAACAGGCCCCGGCAGAGCAAGCAGAGGCCGUCGCAGCCCGAGCCCAGCGGCCGGUCGCGCGCUGGCUCCGGCAACGGUAACACGUUGCAUCGUGGACGCAGCGCACAUCGUGGCAGCAGCAGCAGCGUGGCGAGCGGCCGGUCCGGUGUUCGGGUCGUCUCGGCCGCUUCGUAGUGGAUCAGAAUUGUUAGAUCAGGCAUGUUGCUGCAUCGUUGUUCUAUCUAGGUGUUGGUAGUGGCAAGAUGGAUUGCUGCUUCACAGAUGUGUUCGUGUUUCUUUAUGAGCGAUACAUUGUUCAGAUGUGAUCAUGGUGUGACAAUGUGACAUUGGCAAUGUAUACUCUGUUAUGGCUGCAAGCCUUACCCAAAA